Messenger RNA from Cavenderia fasciculata, 912 nucleotides. RefSeq lists its product as uncharacterized. The record is from RefSeq and is a predicted model, not a curated record. The transcript has 2 exons. Lineage: Eukaryota; Evosea; Eumycetozoa; Acytosteliales; Cavenderiaceae. Bases 1 to 912 code for a protein of 303 amino acids.
AUGACACCAUCAAAUAAUAUUCUCUAUGACAUUUAUGGUGGGACGAUUUCAUCCAAGAUUGAAGAUGUUAGAUAUUAUAAACCAUUGAUCGCAUUUAAUAUAACUGAUGCACCGAUGAUCGACAAUAUUACUAGUAUUAUACCUGGACAAGCAUCACAGGUUACGAUCAACGGUAAUCAUUUUGGAAAAGAUAGUUCAUAUGUUUUGAUAAGCAUUCAAGGAAGUCAAUGUAAAUCACCAAUGUUUAUUGAAAACAACUAUCAACAAAUUAGUUGUUCGUUGGGUAGUGUUGAACCUUAUUCAACCGAUCUAAAUUAUACUGUUAAAAUUGGAAGUUGGUGGAAUGCUUACAACCAAAGUUGUGAUGUUCCAUACACAAUCGAAUUCGGUAAGCUAAAAGUCAGAAGUGAAGUAUCACGUGGUGAUCAGAUUAUAUGGACCAGAGUUCAAGUUGGAAGGACAGUUUUGAACUGUAAAAUAGCAAGUAGAAUGGUUAUAGACGACUCGACAAUCAUUCCAUCCAAAGUAACACUUCUCACAAACGAUGAUCCAGUCUCUCAACAAAUCUGGAAAAGUGGAGGAUUCAAUAUUUUAACCACAUUCCACAUACCUAGAUUCUCUCAAUCGGUUGAACUCGACCCCGUCUUCAAUGCACUCAUUCUUGGAGACAACUCCCACUUGCCAUAUGAGUGUACUGAAGAGACUACUGAUCAAUGGACAUUUAUCAUAGUCGCUGUUGUCUUAUCGGCUGCACUACUCUCGAUUAUAAUAGUAGUGUUAGUCAUUGUAUUCAUAAAGCGACCACCAACAAACAGACCACCAAAUAGAGAACCCCCAAUAGAAAUGGAUAUAAUUACAAGUACUGAAGAUAUCAACACCCACCAACAACAACAAAAUAAUAAUGAAUAUUAA